AUGGCCGUGACCCAUCGCGUAGCUGUGAUCACAGCACUUGCAUGUCUUCUUGUGGUUACCGGUGCGCAGACAACGACGACUUCUGGAAGAUGGCCAACGCAGACAUUCAUCACGGAGCCAGGCUUCCAUCCACCACUAGCUGCGAUCAACCACACAGACGACUCUGCUCUGGCUCCGGGGUUGAUUGUGUUUUCUCAAGAUGGCACCUAUGCGCCGGAAAAUGUGGCUUUGAUCAUGGACCGUAACGGAGAGCUGGUGUGGCAGACGGAUCCCACGAUUGGCGACAUCCAGGACCUCAGUCCGUUUACACUUUUUGGAGAAAACGUCCUGAUUAGCUGGAAUGGGACAAGUAACAAUGUCAAUGGCGAUUCCUUUGGGACUGCAACCAUCUGGAAUGACAGCUACGAGCCCAUCUACAACAUCACGCUGAGCGACCCCCAAUUUGAGCACCUCUACGGCCAGUAUGACUCGCUGCUCAACCAGCACGAGGUCUACAUCACCUCCUGGGGCACCUUCUUGGGCUUGGUCUACGAUCCCAUCCCUGCAAAUCUUAGCGCCGUCGGGGGCCCAGAAGACGGCUGGAUCCGGGAUGGCGUGGUCGUCGAGAUAGACAUCAAGACCAACGAGCUGUUCUUUGUCUGGCGCGCGUCAGACUUUAUUCCCAUUACAGAUUCGUAUGCUCCCAUUGAAAGUGCGCGGAGUGGUUUUGGCAACUCGUCAGACAGUGGUUGGGAUUAUGUGCACCUAAAUUCCGUUGCCGAGCUGAACGGGAAUAUUGUCGUUUCCAGCCGCCACACGUUUCAGGCAAUAUAUAUUGACAGGCAGACUGGUGGUGUGAAGUGGAUUGUUCAGGGCGAGGGAAAGAGCAACUUUACCAUUGAUGCCGAUGCCGUCUAUCGCUGGCAGCAUGACAUUCGUAUUGAGCAGACAGCUGAGGGCCUUAUGAUGCACCUGCACAACAAUCAAAACAACUACACGCCACCGUACAACGUGUCCUCGGGACAGCUCAUGCGUAUCGACGAGGAGGUCGGUCAUGUGUAUGCCGUGCAGACUUACACGGACCCCAACGACCUCGUCUCGGCCUCGUCUGGCGGGAAUUACCAACCUCUGGUCAAUGGCAAUGUCAUCAUUUGUCACGCCUCGCAGCCCGUCAUCAAGGAGUACGCACAGGAUGGGGCUCUGCUCUGGAGCUUCCGCUUUGGCCCGGCCGGCUAUGCCACGGGACCUGGCAUCGGCUCCUACCGUGCUUUCGUCUCCGAGUGGAGGGGCUAUCCGAACACGGACCCCAAGGCGGCUGCUUGCCGACUAGCUAGUGGGGAUCUCGCCGUGUUCAUGAGCUGGAACGGCGCUACCGAGACUAUAGCCUGGAACAUCUACUCUGGUGAGAAGAGCUACGGACUCAACGCGGCAGCUACCAACGUGACAAAGUCUGGCUUUGAGACAAGCAAUACCAUUCCCGUAGCUCAGUAUGUACAGGUCGAGGCUUUGGGCGGGAGCAAAGACCCCGGCCAAACUCGGAGGUCCGCUGUGCUUAAUGUCACGGAUGCUGCCCUCUGCUAG
This is a messenger RNA of Pestalotiopsis fici W106-1, 1560 nucleotides long. RefSeq lists its product as uncharacterized. The record is from RefSeq and is a predicted model, not a curated record. Bases 1 to 1560 code for a protein of 519 amino acids. NCBI's taxonomy places the organism in Eukaryota, Fungi, Ascomycota, Sordariomycetes, Amphisphaeriales, Sporocadaceae. The transcript is spliced from 2 exons.